AUGAAACUUCUGCCGGAGACGUCGCCAAACUACUCGUACUGCCUCAAAUACGCUCGGGGGCACACCCCGAGAGCUCCAGGGGCGACCACGAACCCUCACGACCAUCUUGACAUUUGUUACCGAAAAUACACCACCAAACGCCCAAUCAGUGGCCAGAAGCUCAACUUGGUGUUUUGCCAUGGCAAUGGCAUGAACAAGGGGAUCUGGCACGUGCUUAUCGACCAGUUAUACGGCAAUUACCCCCAGCUUAAUACGGUACUAGCGUUCGACCACGCCCCCUACGGCGACCUGGCCUUAGCCAAUCGUACUCGUUUAGGCCCCGGGUUCCGCUGGCGGGACGGAGCAAAAGAUAUCGCCCAAGCCACGGUGGCAGAACCAGCAUUUCUCGACCCUAACGCCAUUAAUGUGAUUAUCGGCCACCUGAUGGGCGGGUGUAUACUGUUGAUGGUGGUGGAGUACGAGCCGAGAUUGUUCCAGGGAGCCAUUGUCAUCAAUCCGGUGGCGGUCGCCGACGAGGCGUGGGUGAAACGGAUGGAGUGGUACUUGCCGAUGUUGAGAAAGCGGGGCUAUCUCCAGGAUACCAUCGAUACGUCGUCGUCGCCGGGUCCGUGGGUGGACCAGGUGCUCCAGUGGUUCAAAACUAAGCUGUUUUAUCACCGGUUUGACCCGCAAGUGCUUAACAAUUUGGUCCACGACGAAGUGCUGGGAGUAUACGAAGAUGACCGCUCCUAUAGCGAAAUCAAGUUUAAAACUACCACCAGAGCUCAGGAAGAAGGCUACGCCAGCUCGCCGCUGAAUGCGCUUGAAGCAAUGACGGUGUACGGGUCAAUUACCGUUCCCAUAUACCACAUUUGUGGGCGUCAAGAUACGGUACGCCGGGGGCUUGUGGAGCUGUUACGUCGCCGAGUACCCGUAGUGGAGUAUGUUGACGUCCCGGGGUGUUUCCACUUGAUGCACGGCGAACAGCCGGGUAUCACCUAUGAGUAUGUCAGUGGCUAUAUUCGUAAGAUAUUGGCUAAUCCCGGGGAACGGCCAAUCACUGAUAAAGCUACCCAGGCUCAAUUUGGUGACCACUACCGGGAAAAGUACUACGAGUACCGUACCGAGGGAUUUAUCAACGGUAAGCUUUAA
Molecule: messenger RNA, 1131 nt
Organism: Diutina rugosa
Lineage: Eukaryota; Fungi; Ascomycota; Pichiomycetes; Serinales; Debaryomycetaceae
Product: alpha/beta fold hydrolase
Exons: 1
Coding region: 1-1131 (376 amino acids)
Source: RefSeq, a predicted model, not a curated record